Molecule: messenger RNA, 728 nt
Organism: Thamnophis elegans (Western terrestrial garter snake)
Lineage: Eukaryota; Metazoa; Chordata; Lepidosauria; Squamata; Natricidae
Gene: CTLA4
Product: cytotoxic T-lymphocyte associated protein 4
Exons: 4
Coding region: 156-728 (190 amino acids)
Biological process (GO): B cell receptor signaling pathway; regulation of T cell proliferation; T cell receptor signaling pathway
Cellular component (GO): external side of plasma membrane
Source: RefSeq, a predicted model, not a curated record
UUUCUUCAUACGUUAACAGUGUGAAUUCUCCAAUUUUUUUUCUUAAACCAAAACCUUGCACUCUGAGAAAGUAUCUUCCUAACAACUUGGCAUUCUAGAUGAAAACUUGAAUUCUUCCAGCUCGAAUUGACUUGGACUGAACAUCUGAUUGCGAGAUGAUUUCACUUCUGCUCGCCCUUGUGUUUUGCAACAUAGCUUCUGGCUUCACAAAAGUCAUGGAAGUGACCCAGCCAGCAUUCAUGAUGGUAAAGAUAUCAGAGGCCGCCCACUUUGAGUGUGAAAUCAAGAACUUGGGUAAUGCAGAAGAUCUGAAAGUCACUUUAUUUAAAGAAGACAAUGGGUCCAUUGAGAUCUGUGCCUCUGCCUUUACUCGUGCUGGGAUCAUAUUAGGCCACCAGAAGGAAAACCACAGAUGCCAAGUUUAUCCUGGUCACGACUGGGUAAAUGUAACAGUUUUGGGUCUACAGUCAAGUGAUGCUGGUUUAUACAUUUGCCAGAUUGAACGGAUAUCCCCUCCACCCUACUAUCCAGUCAAAGGAAAGGGGACCCAGCUCUUUGUCAUUGAUAUAGAUUCAUGUCCAGAUAAACACCUCUAUCUUUGGAUCUUAAUAUCAGUAGCUUCUGGGUUGCUUGGAUACAGCAUUUUAAUCACAGUCUUCAUUAUGACAGACGUCAGAAAAAAACGUUAUUUUUCUCCAGGGGCUUAUGAGAAAAUGAUACCGAUGUAA